UGUGUUUCGCCGCGGCGCGCUGACGUCAGUGGCCUGCUCGGGCGGAAGACCUGUUGCUGGAGUUGGGCUGAAACUUUCGCUCGGCUCCUCGGUGUGAAGGAAUGCGAGGCGCCCAGAGUCGCGCAGAGAGCACCGCCGAGCCGCAGCGGACCGCAGAAAAUUAAAGAUGGCUGCACAAGUACUUGAGCAAUCCAGUGGGACCAGCAUGUUUUCUCACUUCAAUAUCGGGACUUCUUCCAGUGAGGAAAUAUGUGACUUUUCUUACCUCUCCAAGAAUGAUUUGACAGCAGCACCUCAGCUGGUUAUGUUAGCAAAUGUUGCCUUAACUGGUGACAUAAGCUGUUAUGAUCGCCAAGGAGAGGAGGUACUGAUGGCAGAAUUGAAAACAGUCGACGAUAAUUUAUCAGACAAUGAGGAAGAAUUGAGACCUGAUGUAAAUGACACAGUGCAAUCAGAAAAUGUAAAUGCAGAACAUCAAAGUGUACCGAAUGUUGUAACAACGGAUAGUUCAGAAACUUUGUCUCAAGACCUGAGCGCGGAUACAGCAGAAGUAGUGAAUCAGGGAAGCUUGGCAGACAAAGGAAAAAAGUCAAAACCAUUUCGUUGUCGACCAUGCGACUAUGAAGCAGAAUCUGAGAAGGACUUUGUGCAUCAUAUCAAAGUACAUAGUGCCAAAAAGUUCAUUGUUGAAGAAAAUGCAGAAAAACAAAGCAAAUCCAAAGUUCCAGAUCCUCUUCCAGAAGAGGCAGAUAUUUCGAAAGGUCCCAUUCGCUGUGACAGAUGUGGCUAUAACACAAACCGAUAUGAUCAUUACUUGGCACAUCUAAAACAUCAUGACAAAGUUGGAGAAAACGAGAAAGUUUAUAAAUGCACCAUCUGCACAUACACUACUGUCAGUGAAUAUCAUUGGAAGAAGCAUUUGCGGAACCAUUUUCCACGAAAGGUUUAUACCUGUUCACAGUGUUCAUAUUUCUCCGACAGAAAGAACAAUUAUGUACAGCAUAUGCGAACACACACAGGUGAACGGCCUUACAAGUGUCCACAGUGUCCUUACUCAAGUUCUCAGAAAACCCACCUGACCAGGCACAUGCGUACACAUUCAGGUGAGAAGCCAUUUAAAUGUGAUCAGUGCAACUAUGUAGCAUCAAAUCAGCACGAGGUGACAAGACAUGCGAGACAAGUUCAUAAUGGUCCCAAACCAUUAACAUGUCCUCAUUGUGAGUACAGAACAGCUGAUCGCAGCAACUUCAAAAAGCACGUUGAACUCCAUGUGAAUCCACGCCAGUUUCUGUGCCCGGUCUGUAAGUAUGCAGCUUCCAAGAAAUGCAACUUGCAGUAUCACAUAAAGUCCAAGCAUCUAAAUUGCAGUGAUAUUACCAUGGAUGUGUCAAAGGUGAAGUUGCGUAAGAAACGACUUGAAUUGGAUGUUUUUCCUGCUAAAACUGGCAAGAAAACGUCAGACAAGUUGCAACUGAAAAGAGCUGAGAAUCUGGAUAAAAAGGGCACUACCAAGGUGGAGAAAACUACAGCUGUAUCAAAGGAACAUAGUUUGGGCACCAUCAAAUCAAAAAUGAAGACCCGAGAUCAUAAACUUUUCAGACAGAAGCAUCUAUCAAAAAGGGAUACUGAUACAGAAAAAGCAAGGAAAACCAAGAGCACCAAACGGAAGAGAUGCUUAACAGUAGAGGGAUCUUUGCAACAGGAGUCUGCAGAUGAAACCCCUGUAGAAGCAAAAAUAAAGAAAACAGGGAAAACUAAAGAGGUCAUUGAACGUGAAACACAGAGAAGCAAAAUCAAAUUGGACAAUAUGUCGCACAGGAAAAGUUUUAAAUGUAAACGAAUUAAGAAGAAAAACAAAAAUCAUAGAAAGGUUGGUGAACAUACUACUGGUGACAGUGCAGUUAAAUGUAAGAAAUCUGAUCAGUCGGAACAGCAACCAAUUGUGCCUAAAAAGAAAAAAGAUUGUUCCAAAAAUUCUGCAUGUUGUGACCAUAGUAACGUUGAAGAUACACACACGAGCGAACCCCAGAAAUCAGAACCAUCCUGCGAUAAAGCAAUAAAUAAAACUCUACUUGGUAUUGUCAUUGAACAAAAUGAGAAUUCUGUGAAUGUGCACUCUGCAGAAAAUACCAGCAAAAUUGUUCAAAAGAUUAUAAAAGACCCUAAAUCCCCUUCUGCCCCAGAAUCGGAGGAAUCAGAGGAAACAUUAACAGUCAAGGAAACACCUAUUGCCUCAGUAUGUUCCACGGAAGUUUUUGCUGAUAGUUCUGGACAAGGAGAAGGUGCUGAUCAAGAAGGUUCCAUUCAGGUGAUCAGCAUUGAGCUUGCUUUUGAACUUACCAACUCAAACAAUUCAACUAAAGACCAAGAUGGCAUUACAUACCAGGAGAAGGGCCAGGAUGACAUUGGUAAUCAGAUGGAAGUUGAUGAUGACAUAAAUAAGCAGAUGGACAUCCAGGAUGAUCAGAGCAAGUUGCAAAAUAAUGUCAACAAGGUUCCAGGUGCAUUGGGUAACCAGAAUAAACAGCAGGAUUGUACAAAGGAGAUACAAAAUGGCCAGCCGAACCAGGACCAGCUCCAGGAUGAUGGUGACAAGGUUGAGAAAAACAAGCAAGAACAGAACAAAAAACCGAACAAGGAUGAAAUUAUGGAAAUAGAUGAAGACGAAGGCAUUCAUAGCCAUGAAGGAAGUGAAAUCAGUGAAGAUUCAGAAGGGAGUGAUGACUCUGGUCUGAAUGGUGCAAAGCCUACUCCAGACGACAAAAUGAACAAGAGGACACCAGGACAUUCAGAAAGUAUGAAUGAUGUUCCUGGGAGUUUUGUUUGCAUAUUCUGUGAUCGUAUAUUCGGAAUGAAAGGAGAAUUUACCAAGCAUCUUAAUCGACACCUGGUAAAUGUAUACUAUCUGGAGGAAGCAGCAAAAAGCCAGGAAUAAAUGCAGUCCCAAGAUGUGGCAAGUUUGCCCUAGAAUAUUAAUCAUAGCUGUUACAAAAUAUUCAAAUCACUCUAAAGUGACUUUGGAUUUUUUUUUUUAACAUUUCCUUUACUGAACUUUUUGUUGCUAACUGCAUGUAUUUUCUGCUUUUUCAAAUUUCUUGCUCAUAAUUCAGAUAGUACAAAAGCAUUUAUCUAUAAUAGCAAAAUGUUUUAAUUGUGCUUUGUACCAGUUUAAUCAACCACUGAUUUUGAUUUUUCAUUGCACUAUUAGUACUGAAAUAGUUUCAUUUAAUCUGAUUCAUACGUUCUGUUUUGUCCCUUUGUAAAUACGUGGUAACACUGGACAUCAACAUUUUGUUCUGUUUUUACAUGAUUUUGGGUUAAAGCUGAUCUACAAUAAUGACUAUGGUUGGUCAUAAUUUGAAAACUCAAGAUAGUGGUCAAAGAAAUUAGACUCAAUUAUUUGAUUUGGAUAUCUCAUAGUAAGUUAAAAUAAUGCCUUUUACCAGGCAGUCUUGCAUUUCAAGGCCAUUUGUGUGCAAUUUGGAUUUAAAUCUUGAUGCACAAUGUGUGGAAUUAGUCCAUUUCAUAAUUUUGCAUUUUAGGCACUCUUUCAUUAAAAUUAGCUAUUACCUUUAUAAAUCAUAACUUGCAUCUUAAAUUGACAGCACAGUAUUUUCUGAUAAUAAGUUAAACUUUUCUGCAUUUUAUUCAAAUCACAGGAGAGAGCACUUUGCAAGAUGAUACCAGAUCUCAAGUAACUAAUGUCAUGAUACUUAGGAUUUUGUAGCAAACAGUUCUUGGUAGCCUCACAAAAAAAAGAUCCAAUAUGGUGCUUAUAAAAUUGCACAAAAUAAGUAAUCAACUAUGCAAUAUAAUUAAUUAGUAAUGGUUUUAUAUAUAGAAAUGUUUUUUUUUCUGUAUCAUGUAUUUAUAUUUGUGUGUUUAAACAACCGUUUGGGACUUGACUAUUAACCAACCCACUGCAGCAAACUGAUUGGGAGUAAUGCUGGGUAAAUGCUAAAUUAUUUUCCAUUUGUAUUGGAUAUUAUUUCUCUAGUUUUUAAAAGGUAAAUGUCAAGCAUCCCAAAUAAGUGGAGGUAUAAAAAUCCCGGCCCGGUAUCCUUUUCAGUUGGAACUGUUACUGGGAUACAGUCUUGCCAGUAUUCAGUGUCUAGCAUGCAUAAUACUUGGCAAUCUGGAGUUCCUGUGGGCAUGUGUAAAUGACAUAUAAAUGGAUCUGAUUUGAUCCCAAUUUGUUUCUGACUAGUGCACCCUGUAUAAUGAUGAGAACUUAUUGCAGUCUUGAUUCUGCAUUCAGAUGCUGCACCCCUGAACACAGAGCAUUGUUAGUUAUUGGAAUGAAACUGAAAGAUUUAAUCACCUCAGAUUGACUUAGAUAGUGAGUUGGUAUGGCCAAAGAAUAUAAAUAACUGUGAUUUUCAUUUGUGUUUUUCUCCUGAAUUAAUAUGUUAUGUUCAGUAUGUUGUUUGGAGUAGCCACUUUGAUUGACGAAUAUGGGAAAUAAUUUAAGUACUGAAUAGCAUUUUCUUUGCUUUGACAAUCAUGUUGAAAAAGUCAUGUAUAUCUGUGAUUAAAUUAAAACAUGUUUAUAUAGAUUUUUAACUGCAAUUUGCUUAUUUUAUGGUUUGCAUUAUUCAUACAUAGGUUUUGCAGUCAUUCAAUUAAAUUGUAGUAAACAGUUAAAGGAGUUAAAAAAUCUGUAAUAAUACAGCUUGAAUAUUGAAUACUGUAAGAGGUCUGGAGAUUUGGCUCAUGCAAAUGUGAAACAUGCUUGGACUUUUUAGAUCUAGAAUAUUUUAAUGCAUGGUUUAAUGUAAUCCUCGGUACUAAAAUGCUUAAUUACUAUAUCUGUUUUCCUGCAUUUCCUGUAAUAAGUAGUACCCAUUCAAUUAUGAUAAAAUACAUUGUUUUAAUUUAAUUUAAAAAUUCAGACUUUGCUGAGUGAUAGAAAACUUGUGUCCUGCUUGUUAAGAUCUGACCAAUCUCCAGAAAGGCCCUAGAUUAGUUAGUUUGUUCUGAUUUACUUUAUAUCUACUUUCAACUUUUUUCUCUGCAAACUAGUAUCACAUAGCAGAAGGAAUAAAGAUAAUUAAACUUAGCUGUUUCUAUCUGGUUUGACAUGCACUGAUAGUGUUUCUUAGUGAGACCAGUAACUACUGCAGCUACCAGAAAGGUGGAAAAUGCUUGGACCUCUUGGAUCUAGAAUAUUUUAAUGCAUGGUUUAAUGUGUGCAUUGGGUUGUCUGGGUGCAGCAAACAUUGGAAAAUCAAGUUGGGGUGAGGCACAAGUGAAGUAAUCCUUCUCUUUUUUUCUGAUAUCUGUUGCAUCCAAAAGUAGAUUCCAAUUAAUCACUGAAUGUAAAUUUUACUUGUCAACUGAAUACAAGACGGAGGUGCCAGUGAAAGUCUUGUAACUGUGGAUAGAUCUUCCUCAGCAAUAAAAUCUCAUCAAUAACAGACAUUAGUAUACCAUAACUAAUUUUAGUUUUCUGAUUGAAACAUCAGUCUCCUAAUUUAUUAAUCAUAUUGCACCUUAAUGUUUCUUCAUAGAUUCAUUUUAAGUUUUAAUUUGCAGUUACUUAACAAGCAUAGGAUUCAAGCAAUUUUGCAAUGUCAUUUGAAUUGCAGAACCUUUUUUUAAAAGCUGCAUGUGUAAAAUUGACUGCAUUUUUGAAUGUGAAGUUAAAAUGUUAAUUCUUAAAAUUCCAAUUCUUAAUAUAUUAAAUAACACAAUUUGCAAACAAAUUAUUCUGUUCCAUCUACAGUAGAAGCUCCUGUGGGUUUAGCAGGUUGCUUGUCAUUGUUUGAACCAUUAGAAACAUCAAAUUUUACAGCACAAACUGUGUUGCAUUCCAUCAUAUCACUGUUGGCUCUUGAAAACUGUUUAAUUUAUCACCAUCCCACGUAACCUCUCUCCUAAGUCUGCAAAUGUUUCCUUUCAAGUAAAGAUUUCAUUCACUUUUGAAAAUUGUCAUUGAAUUUGUUUCCAGUACACUUUCAGGCAGUGCGUUGCCAAUCACAACUUGCUGAUCUAAAAAAAAAAAAAUUUCCCCUGAUUCCUUUAUUAGUUAUUUUAUGGCUGUGUCCACUGAUGACCAAUUCUCCUUUUAAUGGAAAAUAUUUCUUCCUUUUGAUUCCAUCAAUAUUUCUCCACCAAAACACGUUAGAGUACACCACCUUUAUUUGGGUGGGCCAUAGUCAUUGGAACCUGAUCUGAUUUCUAAGUUUGUUAGUGACAACAUUUUUGCAAAAGCUUAUCAAAAUCAUUUCAUUCCCUCCAGGAAUGACCUGCAGUAUUGCAAUGUGAACCCAUCUUGUAACUAUUCCCCUAAAUUUGCUCACGUUCCUUUUUUUUUAUACAAUGCCAUUUCAUUGGUGAGCUGGCUGUCACUAAAGUCCCUCAAGAGAGCCUGUAAAUUGUAUGAGGGAGAUCAGCAUAGCAGUCUAAUUGCUGCGUUCAUUUAAAACAAUGUAUGGUGGAACAAGUGACUACUUUUUUCCUUUUGUGGUAAUUUAUCCAGUAACAGGAGAAUAGGCUGAGUGCUCAAAUUAAAUUAAAUCUGAUGGAAUAACAAUAGCUAAUGGUCCUUGAACUCUAACUUCAGGAAUAAUAUUAAUGGAGCAUGCUUUGCUGCGAUUUCCCUGAUAGUUUCCCGAUGACUGAUUCUCUGGUUAAUGGAAAGUAUUAUUUCCAAUCAGUUUCACUUAAAUGAGUAGAUGGUGAUUCCAACCUACAUUUAAUUCUCCACAUUCGGAGCUUUGAGUUCCUUGCUCGAUGAAGGGUAAUGCAUGUUAAUCCUCAUUAUUCUCUAAUGCCAAAAUAAUUAGUUAUAGAGCUAUACUGCACAGAUAUGGACACUUUGGCCCAUCAUGUCAAGGCUGACUAUGAUGCUCAUUAUCCAUAUUCCAUUUCCCUGUACUAGGCUGGUUACUCUUUUCCUAUCCAAUGGCCUGUCUAAAAGUAAUUUUAUCUGCCUCUACCAUGUUUUCUGGCAGCUUGCUUCAGAUAGUUGCCAUCCUUUGUGUGGGUGAAAUUAACUUGUUCCUCAGAUCUCUUGCAUUUCUGCCAUCUAUAAUUUUUGAUUGACAAUUGACUACUUUUUUAGAACUUCUAACUAAGAAUUGUACUUUUGGUUUCAUCCCAUUAUAAGUAAAUUGUAGCCACAUAGGGCAAAUAGACAUUUUGACUUUUAUCAACAUUGGACUAGUAGACUUAAGAGUUUCUAUUGUUUGGCAGACAAGAGAGACAUUAUUGUUCAGUGAAGGCAGAAGGAUUGCAAUUACAUAAGAUGUUAAAAGAAUAAUUAACAAAAAUGUGAGUCAUUAUCUUUUCAAAAUGUAAUUCUUCAUUCUUGGGAUAUAGACGUUGCUCACAUGGCCAAUGUAAAUGCCCCUCCUUUCUUCCCUCCUUUGAGAAACUGAGAGUGAACCACCUUGAACCACUGCAAUGUGGUGUUGAAGAUAGUCUUGUAAUGCAGAUUAAUUAGAUGUCAGAACAUCUUGAACAGUUUUGCCUCAUAAAUCUGGUUUAGAGUGUAGUGCAACAAAGUUGUAAAGUAAGAUAGACACCAAGCUGGAGUAACUCAGUGGGACAGGCAGCAUCUCUGGAGAGAGAAUGAGUGAUGUUUCGGGUCGAGACCCUUCUUCAGAGUUGUAAAGUAGUUGGAAAUGAGGUGAAGUAUGCUGCAAAGCUAUCGUAAAGGUUGGUAGACACAAAAUGCUGGAAUAACUCAACGGGACAGGCAGCAUUUCUGGAGAGACGUUUCAGGUCGAAACCCUUCUUCAGACUCGGAAAGAUAGCAUCUAUGGAGCGAAGGAAAUAGGCAACGUUUCGGCCCGAAACAUUGCCUAUUUCUUUCGCUCCAUAGAUGCUGCCUCACCCGCUAAGUUUCUCCAGCGUUUUUGUCUACCUUCGAUUUUCCAGAAACUGCAGUUCCUUCUUAAACAUUCAGACUCGGAAAGGUUAGUUAGCUAACAAGCAGACAGGAACACUACAGAGGAUCAGUCGGUUAAUAUUUGGCAUUGAAUAACUUAUUUAGAUAAUUUCCAAAUGACAGGUGUACUAAUGCUCUGGCAUUUUUACAAAUUUUCACUCGAAAGGACCUCUCGCAGCAUGAUUAACACUUUGCCCCGUACAAAAGCACUUCUAUUAGUGUUGGCUUAAAAUUAAAAAUAAGUAAUUCAGAGUUGCUUUACACCAUUUAUCUGUGCAAUACUUCUGGGUUUUUUUUCUGUUGAUACCAAAGUUUGGAAAAGUAAUCUACUGUACUUUGUUUUCAGAUUAUUAAAUUUAAUUUUGAUUUCAAGGAUAAACAUUUAUCAAAGAAAAUGACUGACAGUUAUGUUGGACACAAAACUUCCAUUGUUUUAGUACGAGGACUAUGUAUAAAAGGAUAUUUUUCACAACAUUUUUGCGUUUUUGUUAACUAAUAUUUAAAAAACUAAUCUGUGUAACUUUCUAAAAGGCUUAGUAUUUAGCAAAAGUUUUGCUGCAUUAAAGAUUUGUAAGCUGAA
Molecule: messenger RNA, 8474 nt
Organism: Leucoraja erinaceus (little skate)
Lineage: Eukaryota; Metazoa; Chordata; Chondrichthyes; Rajiformes; Rajidae
Gene: rest
Product: RE1-silencing transcription factor
Exons: 4
Coding region: 167-2935 (922 amino acids)
Biological process (GO): regulation of gene expression
Cellular component (GO): nucleus
Source: RefSeq, a predicted model, not a curated record